Molecule: messenger RNA, 879 nt
Organism: Trichomonas vaginalis G3
Lineage: Eukaryota; Parabasalia; Trichomonadida; Trichomonadidae
Product: porin domain-containing protein
Exons: 1
Coding region: 1-879 (292 amino acids)
Source: RefSeq, a predicted model, not a curated record
AUGUUCUCUUUUAUAGCUCUAUCAAAGAGUUUCCCUACAUACCGUCCUGGUCCAUACCGUCCACCAGUCUUCCGUCCAUACGACUUUAACGAAUACGAGUAUGACGAAUCCAACCCAGGCAGCAUCCGCAUCUCAUACAGACACAACGCUUAUGAGUCCGACGAAGAUGGCAACGGUGUCCGCAUCAGCUACCACUGGCACAAUCCAUGGGACAUUGGUGCAUGGUACGAACGCAACGGUGAAGAAUACGACGAUGCUAACUGGAGAGCUGGCGUUGAAGUCAGAUACACAUGGAACGGAGAAGAGUACGACGAUGCUAAUCCAUGGGACAUUGGUGCAUGGUACGAGCGUAACGACUAUGGUGUUUCCAUCGGCUACUCAUGGAACGGCGAAGAAUACGACGAAUCCAACCCAGGCAGCAUCCGCAUCUCAUACAGACACAACGCUUAUGAGUCCGAUGAAGAUGGCAACGGUGUCCGCAUCAGCUACCACUGGCACAACCCAUGGGACAUUGGUGCAUACAACGAGCGCAACGACUAUGGUGUUUCCAUCGGCUACUCAUGGAACGGCGAAGAAUACGACGAUGCAAAUCCAUGGAAAGUUUACUGGCGCAACGCUUAUGAGUCCGACGAAGAUGGCAACGGUGUCCGCAUAAGCUACCACUGGCACAACCCAUGGGACAUCGGUGCAUGGUACCAACGCAAUGGCGAAGAAUACGACGAUGCUAAUCCAUGGGACAUUGGUGCAUGGUACGAGCGUAACGGCUAUGGCGUUUCCAUCGGCUACUCAUGGAACGGCGAAGAGUACGACGAAUCCAACCCAGGCAGCAUCCGCAUCUCCUACACACACAAUGACUAUGAAUAUGAUGAUGACAACUGA